UAACCGUUGAGCGUACGCAGAAGAUCGGACGGCUAAACUUUACUAGCCGUUAGUUUUAAAAACAAUAAAAGGUCAUGAGCGGACAUUUUAUCCGCUCUUUGCGUCUCAAUUUCCUUUCAUAAUUUCGUCCUUUUCUGUGUCAAAAACCCCAAAAGCCUGAACGAGAAGAGAAAGAGAGAGAGAUCAAUUUGAUCGCGGUUCAAGCCUCAAAUGUUAUUCUAUUGAGAAAUCUCUCUCUUCGAUUUCCUUUUUCGGUGAAGUGGACAUCAAAGGUAGCGGGGUUUUGGAAUCUGGCAGUGGGAGAAAUCAACAAGGAAACUCUUUUGAGAAAGCUGUUGUCUGUAGAUACGGAAAGAAUGGCUGGAUCGGAUGAGAACAAUCCUGGAGUCAUCGGACCCUCAUAUCUCCAAGGGGGUCUGCGUGCCUGUGGAGGGAAGUUCGUGGCGGCGAAUGGGCAGAAUCGAAGAGCAUUAAGCACUAUUAAUCGGAACGUAAUUGGAGAUCCACCUUACCCUUGUGCAGUAAACAAAAGACCUUUAUCUGAAAGAAAUGCAGUCUGUGAUAAGAUCCCACCAAUACCUCUGCAUAGACCAAUUACUAGGAAGUUUGCUGCCCAGAUGGCUAACAAGCAGCAAAUCAAAACUGAGGAAAUAAAGAAACCAAUCCAGUCAGUGUCAGUUUCAAAUGAAUCUGAAGAUUGCACCAGCAUAGAUGUGGAUGAUCCCAAGGAGAGCAGUGACUUCGAUGUGCCAAUGUUCGUGCAACACACAGAAGCUAUGCUAGAAGAGAUUGACCGGAUGGAGGAGGUUGAAAUGGAAGACAUGGAUGAAGAACCUUUUGUGGACAUUGACAAUUUUGAUAAAAAGAAUCCGCUUGCAGUUGUUGAGUACAUUGAUGAUUUAUACAAAUUCUACAGGAAAGCAGAGUGUACUGGUUGUGUUCCUCCAAAUUAUAUGGCACAGCAAUAUGACAUUAAUGAAAGGAUGAGAGGUAUCCUCAUUGACUGGCUGAUAGAGGUUCACUACAAGUUAGAGCUGAUGGAUGAGACCUUAUAUCUGACAGUCAAUCUAAUCGAUAGAUUUUUAGCGGUUCAACAAGUAGUGAGGAAGAAACUUCAGCUGGUUGGAGUAACAGCCAUGCUUCUUGCCUCCAAAUAUGAAGAAGUUUCUGUUCCUGUUGUAGAGGAUCUGAUUCUGAUUUCUGACAAGGCUUACAGCAGGAAAGAAGUGCUUGAUAUGGAGAAAUUGAUGAUCAAUACCUUACAAUUCAAUCUAUCCCUUCCUACGCCGUAUGUGUUUAUGAGGAGAUUUCUCAAAGCUGCUCAAUCUGACAAGAAGGUUCGUGACAACAAACAUGGUCAUUUUGCAUUUAUUAUCCAACAAAGUUAUUUAAAUGAGUCUGAGAUGGCUUUAAAUGUGACUUUGUUGAACCAGCUUGAGCUUCUGUCAUUCUUCAUGAUCGAGCUUUGCCUAGUUGAAUAUGAAAUGCUUAAGUUUCGACCUUCUUUAUUAGCUGCUGCUGCUAUUUUCACUGCUCAGUGUGCUCUUAGAGGGUCUAAGCAUUGGAGCAAGACCAGUAAGUGGUAUACUACCUAUUCGGAAGAGCAGCUUAUGGAUUGCUCAAGAAUGAUGGUUACUUUCCAUCAGAAGGCAGGGACAGGGAAACUUACAGGUGUAGAAAGGAAGUACAGUACAUCUAAGUACGGUUAUGCUGCAAAAAGUGAGCCAGCAACUUUUCUCUUGGAGGCUAGAUUCUAGCACAGCUUAAAAACAUUGAUUGGUGCUUAUAGGAAAUGAGGGGGGUGGGGUGCAAUCGAGCAACACAAGUUGCCCCUGGUUUUACGACUAUAUAAUACUGACUUGGUGUUUUUCCCUUUGAAUUCUUCCUUCUAGUUUUUUAUAUUUUAUAGCAACAAGAUGUUGUUUGUUUCUAUAUAUUUCAUUUCCUUCUGUUCAAUAGGUUUUUCCUUUUAUGGUUCUCAAUGGAUAAAAAGAUUUGUCUCAAUGGAUAAAAAGAUUUGUAUUUUAGUUUGUUUCUUCUUUCUUUGAUUUGUAUUAAAAGAGAGAAAAAGAAAGGGUUGGAUUGCAAAUAUUCAAGUAACUUGUAAUGCAAAUUUCAUUUGCGACCUCACAACGGCAGUUUGUGCGUUUAGAAAUUAAAAAUAAAAUAUAAU
Molecule: messenger RNA, 2173 nt
Organism: Durio zibethinus
Lineage: Eukaryota; Viridiplantae; Streptophyta; Magnoliopsida; Malvales; Malvaceae
Source: RefSeq, a predicted model, not a curated record